Messenger RNA from Arachis ipaensis, 671 nucleotides. Its product is annotated as plant/protein. The record is from RefSeq and is a predicted model, not a curated record. NCBI's taxonomy places the organism in Eukaryota, Viridiplantae, Streptophyta, Magnoliopsida, Fabales, Fabaceae.
GGUCAGUUCAUGAUUCUGUUUUCCAAUGUCACCCGGUUCAUCUCAUUCUCGCCCUCCUAUCUUACCGUCAGUCACCAACAUCCUCUACCUUUUUUAGCAGCGUUUCAUCGUACUCAUAUUCAUUCCUCAACACUUGUGAAGUCCUAUUCUCAUCCAAUACCUGAAUCUGAUGACCAAGUUGAAGACCUAUGUAUUCCAGAUCAUUGGUUAGAGCCAACCAUGGCCUUGCAGGAAUCAGAAUGGCUUAGGAUUACUUUGCAUAAAUGGUUGGAUGAUGAGUACUGUCCAGAGGAAACAAAUGUUGAGAUUAGCCGGGUUGCUGCACAAUCAUACUACAACUCUUUACUACAAAAACAAACAGAUCUUGGUGAGAUUUUAUUGAAGAUGGCUCUUCAAUUAGAAUCUAUCUCUUAUAAAGAAAGUUUUCAUGGGGCUUUCUCUUCAGCUAAUGCUGCUGUUAACUUGAUUGCAGAAAGAAUAGAGCAACUUUGAAAUUACUUGAAUUUGUUUUUGCUCAACUUGUUUUUGUUAAUUUGUAGUUAAAUGAUGAUAUAAAUCUGGUCUUGCUAAUUUCUAUAUGUGAUCUUGUGAUCUUAGACUACUGUUUUAGGAAUAUUAUGAUGCUUAUUUCUUAUAGCAGCCAAUAAAUGAACCAAAAUUAUGCAAAGAAA